AUGUCUACCAUUACUUUAACUAAGGAAUCUCACAAGAACCCAACCAAGUUUAGGGCGGAUUAUGAUAAUGAACGGAUUGCAUUGGGUUUCACAGCAGGUAGUUCAAUUAAUUCUUCCUUACCACCAAUCCGCUCAUCUUCGAAAGUUGCAAUUGUAGGAGCAGGGUUUGGUGGCAUUGGAGCUGCCAUAAAGACAGCCAAAGAUCUUAAAGAGACAGAUUUUGUUAUGUUCGAAAAGCACGAUAAUUUUGGAGGUACUUGGUGGGCCAACACAUAUCCGGGUUGUGCCUCUGAUAUUCCAGCUAUAUGGUACUCAUUUUCAUAUGCCUUGACUACAAAUUGGAGUAGAGUACAACCUCCUCAGUAUGAAAUGGAAGAGUAUCUAUUGAGAAUUGUUGAUCAGUAUGAAUUGAGAGAAAAAGCUAGAUUCAAAACAUCUGUUGACUCUUUUGAGUAUGAUGAGAAUUCUGGAUUAUGGACCCUACACGCACAUAAUCUCAACACGGGGCAAAAGAUUGAGCAUACGUGCAAAUUAGUUGUAUCAUGUCGUGGUGGUUUGGUGCACCCACGUGAUCUUGAUGCUCCUGGGCUUGAAAAUUUUGGUGGUAAAUACAUGCACUCCGCAGUAUGGGAUCAUUCAGUUGAUUUCAAAGGUAAGAAUGUGGUUGUAGUUGGUAAUGGAUGUUCCGCUGUCCAGAUCGUUCCUACGUUAUUAAAUGAUCCACAAUACAAUGUGGGAUCUCUAACUCAAGUAUUUCGAUCAAAACAUUACAUCAUGCCGCCAGUUCCCCCAAUUUUGCUUAAACUUUACCAUUUUAUGAGUUUCCACUUUUAUGGUUUGAUGAUGGUGCGUUGGUUCUUAGUUUUCAUUUCAGAGAUUAGAUUCCCGUUAUUCAAAGGAGAUGGUUUCUUUGCUAGGUUUUUUAGAAAAAGACUCAGGAAACGUUCUGUUGAUUAUAUUCACCUGACAGCACCAAAAAAGUACUGGGACAUGCUCAUCCCCAACUUCAAAGUUGGUUGCAAAAGAAUGAUUCUUGAUUACCAGUAUGUUCCUACUUUGCUGAAUCCUCGUCUUACCCUCGCUUAUUCUGGUCUAAAAGAAGUAGUCAAAGAUGGGGUUAUCUUAGAUGAUGGUCGCCACGUAAAAGCAGAUAUCAUUGUUGCUUGCACUGGUUACGAUCUUGACAAGUCUGCAAAAUUGCCAGUUACCACUACAACUGGAAGUACUGUCUCUGAGUUAUGGAAAAAGGAAGGUACAACUGCUUAUCGCACAAUAUUGGUCAAAGAUGUUCCCAACUUAUUUGUGAUUGGCGGUCCAAAUAGUGGAACAGGACAUUCAUCAGUCAUUAUGGCACUAGAAAAUGCCAUUGAUUACUACGCAAAAGUCGCCAAACCCGUCAUCAAAGGUGAAAAGAAAUCUGUCGUGGUAAAACCAGAAGCGUAUGAUAAUUGGAGAGUAACAAUUCAAAAUGAAUUGAAAAAGAGUGUGUUCGGUACCAAGUUCGGUGGGUGUGUUUCCUGGUAUAGUAAUGAAAAGGAAAACCCGACUGCCUUUGCUUGGAGUCAAGUGUAUUAUUGGUAUAUUACUCAUUUCCCCAACUACAGAGAUUUGAUUUAUGAAAAUCAUAAGAAAAAAGUUGAUUGA
Messenger RNA from Lodderomyces orthopsilosis Co 90-125, 1644 nucleotides. RefSeq names its product flavin-containing monooxygenase. Gene Ontology annotation, molecular function: NADP binding; N,N-dimethylaniline monooxygenase activity; flavin adenine dinucleotide binding. The record is from RefSeq and is a predicted model, not a curated record. Lineage: Eukaryota; Fungi; Ascomycota; Pichiomycetes; Serinales; Debaryomycetaceae. The coding region runs from base 1 to 1644 and encodes 547 amino acids. The transcript has a single exon.